Pocillopora verrucosa is the source of this 4238-nucleotide messenger RNA. Its product is annotated as SCY1-like protein 2. The record is from RefSeq and is a predicted model, not a curated record. Gene Ontology annotation, biological process: protein phosphorylation. Lineage: Eukaryota; Metazoa; Cnidaria; Anthozoa; Scleractinia; Pocilloporidae. Gene Ontology annotation, molecular function: protein kinase activity; ATP binding.
GAUGGCUACUCAUUCGUUGUCUUGGAUUUGCGGAAAUAUUUUUAUUCAUAGGAGUUCCUGAUCCGGGUUGAUUUCAAAUCGAAGGGAGAUUUUUCGCCGAAGAUAUUAGCAUUAACUACGUCCUUAUAACUACGCGUCUAUCCCCCAAAAUGCGUCAGUACCGAUCCUCAGACAUGUUUCAACUCCCAUCAAAUUGACACUUUUUCGGAUAUUCCCAAUUUUUCGCAACGAAUUAACAUGGAUCUAAACAAAGUCAGCUCUUAUUCAGCUGCGGUAUUUGAUCGCAUUAAAACUGUGGCAAAGAAUGCCACUGUCACAGCUGUUUCGGCCACUGUCAAUGCAGUUGGCGCUGUGGGUUCAUUGAUAGGAAAUCCCUUAACCAAAGACUUUGAUGUUGGCAAACAUGUGGCAAGCUUCGGACCGAAUUUGGCGUGGAAAAUUUACGAGGGAAAAAAGAAGACAACUGGCCAAGAGGUUUCUCUGGUUGUUUUUGAGAAGAGGCUGCUGGAUAAAGUUGAUAAAAGAGACAGGGACUUUGUAAUGGAGACAAUGAAGAAAGGACCAGUACAACUUACAAGAUUGCGACAUCCACGGCUGUUGGUUGUUCAGCAUCCUUUGGAAGAGUCCAAGGAUUGCCUAGCCUUUGCAACUGAACCAAUCUUUGCAAGUCUGGCAAAUUUACUUGGAAAACAUGAUAACAUGCCAUCUCCCCUUCCACAUGAUUUUAAGAUGUUUGAACUUUAUGAUGUGGAAAGAGUUUAUGGAUUGUUUCAGCUUGUGGAAGGAUUAACUUUCCUUCAUAAUGAUGCUAAAAUUCUACAAGCAAGUCUUGCACCUGAAUUGAUAUGUGUUACCAAGAAUGGACAAUGGAAAAUAGCUGGACUUUUCUUUAGUUCUACACCAGUUGUGAUUGAUGGCCAGUCCACUUACAAUGCUGGUCAGUGGGAGGGACAUCUUUGGCCAUGGGCUCAACCUGAUCUGAAUUAUGCUGCACCAGAGUACAUAUUGUCCAGAUCUUGUGACCUAUCAAGUGAUAUGUUUUCGCUGGGAGUUCUUAUCUACUCCAUAUACAACAAAGGGAAGCCUCUCUUUGACUGUGAUAACAAUAUGGCAGCUUUCAAGAGAAAUGUUGAGCAGAUGUCAAGGAACAGCUCAGCGCCCCUUGGUUCUGUUCCCAAAGAGUUGCAAGAGCAUGUUAGAAGUUUACUAAGCAUUACUGGCACAGUAAGACCAGAUGUUCACAUGAUGUCUAAGAUUUCAUUCUUUGAAAAUGUUGCAGCUAUGACGUUACAGUACUUAGACUCUUUAGUGCAGCGUGAUGACAUGGCAAAGUCACAGUUCUUUAGGGGACUCUAUAAGGUCAUGUCAAAAUUACCAAAGCGUGUUGUUAUACAGAGAGUUUUGCCACAGUUAUGCUCAGAGUUUAGUAAUCAUCAGAUGGUGCCGUUUGCUCUGCCUAAUGUGUUACUGAUCGCCGAAGACUGCACAUCACAAGAAUAUGUGGACCUGAUCCUCCCUGAGUUAAAGCCUGUUUUCAAGAUACAGGAACCUGUUCAGGUUGUAAUCAUAUUUCUUAAGAAAAUGGACAUACUCCUGGCAAAAACACCCAAGGACGACGUCAGAGAUCACGUGCUCCCCAUGGUCUGUAAAGCUCUUGAGACUCCUGCGGAACAACUACAGGAAAUGGUUCUAAGCAUUAUUCCGUCAUUUUCAAACAUGAUUGAUUACUCCGCCAUGAAAAACUCCAUCAUCCCUCGCAUCAAGAAUCUCAUUUUGAAGACUUCUUCUUUGAGUAUUCGGGUGAACGGGCUUGUGUGCCUGGGUAAGAUGUUGGAACAUUUAGAUAAAUACGCUGUCCUGGAUGACAUACUGCCGCUAAUGAACCAGAUUCCUUCCAGAGAGCCACCUACACUGAUGGCCAUCUUAGGAAUUUUCAAGCAAACCAUGCUUCAUAAGAAGCUCGGUAUGGACAAGGACUACCUGGCGACCAAAGCUAUUCCGUUUCUCUUUCCUUUAGCAGUGGAGCCGGGACUCAAUCUUUCACAGUUUGGCCAGUAUAUGAAACUUAUCAACGAGAUGGUGAAACGAGUGGAAACCGAACACCGCACAAAACUGGAACAGCUUAACAAGAUGCAAGAACAGACGAAAUCGUCUUUGAAGUUCGUCGAGGAAGUGCAGGAAGCAAAGCAAAUGGAUGAUUUGAUGGGCAGAAUAGACAAACUCAUGGGUGGUAAUACUGAGGCUGAACAAGCAGUCAAAGAGUUAAAAAGCAGCAGCGGUGAUUCUUCUGCAUCAUCAUCCACUUCAAUCGGGGCAACUAGUUCCACAGAGUUCAACAAAAUGUUUGGUUUGCCGGGAAAUCCUUCGUCGUCGAAAGGCCCAUCCCUGAGUGGAAAUCUGCUGGGUGUGGACGAAUUUUCCAUGCUGCAGCCUUCGAAGAAGAACCAUGAUGGACCAACAAACCCAACAACACAACAGAAGUCCACAACGUCGAAGAAAACCUUGGCGUCAAGCUCGUCAUAUCCUGCUACCUCUCGGCCCUCUCAACCUAUGGCCCCUUCAUCCUUAUCGCAGCCUGGUAUCUCUGGGGUUAAUCCCUCAAUGGGGAUGUCUACAGCCUCAUACGGAAUGUCUGGGCUUCAUUCUGGUAAUACCGGAAUGGGUUCUGGAAUGGCCAGCUAUACAGGAAUGUCCGGUAUGAACUCCGGUAUGACAGGAUUAUCAAGUCUAAACACGUCCAUGACGGGAUCAUUUGGGAUGAGUCCCGCGAGUUCCUCGCCACGUUAUUCUUCUGCAGGAUCCGCUGCGGGAAAUCAAGGAAAAAACACGAGUGGUUCCUCUGCACUGGAUUCCUUAUUUGCUCCUGAAUUAGGACAUUUACAAAAUAAGGGUAAACCUUCGAUGAACGCCUUGCAAUCACAACAAGCCGGUAUGUCGGCUGCUAUGAAUCCAGGUGUAAGAGGAAUGAGACCUAUGACACCACAGCAGUAUGGCGGAGGUAUGCUGACGUCCUCAUCCGGGAUGUUUCCCAUGCAACAGCAACCGUUGAUGGGUGGAAUGGGGAGCCAGCAGUAUCAGUACCAGGCCCCUAGGAAUCAAAAUUCUAUGAACAACAGCAAUGACUUACAAGAUCUGUUUGGUUAGCAAAGCGAAUUAGCCGUGUUUUUGAGAGGGGUACUCCCCCUUACACCAUAGAACUUAAAAAUGUAGACAGGUAAAUAUUGUUUUACCUUCUUUCAAGCUGGUUGAUUGCCAUGGGAAAUGAUGGCUUAAUACGAAAUUGAUAGCUCUUGGUUUAGAGAAGAGAAACCUUUCCGCGUCCAGUGAUCCGUAGAGUUCCGUGAACUAUUGAAGCUUGCCUACGAGGCUCUUAUUUAAAAUUGUUCUGAUAGAAUUUCAACGCCUUUUCCCAUCGGGUUGGGCCUGCUGUCUACUUUAAAACGGCAAUUUCAGUCACUGGAAACGAAACCUUUCAAAGACCGUCACGCAGCUAUUUUGGAAAGGUCAGUUAUCGAAAACAAGGCUUUUCGAAACGGUGAUUGGAAAUGGCCACGUAUCACCGUCACAGGCUUCUUUUUGUAUUAUUACAAGUAAUCGAAAGGAAUACAUUUUCAAUUUAGCGCAUGCUCUACUCCAACCUAUUGCUGAAGCGAACAAAUAGUUAUUCCAUUAAGUUGGUUGGCUCGUUAUCCAUAUUCUUUCCCACACUUACCCUUAAGCGAAUUGGAUAAAGUUCACUACCUGAAAAGAUAAUGUUCCCUUGUCAUUUUAUCAUCUCAUCCAUUCUGAGUAGCUCUGAUCUUAUUUGAAAUUAAGUCAAGAUAACACUCUCGACUUGAUAAGUUGAUUCCCCUCAGCACCUUGCACACUGUAAGAAGAAAUUAAUUGACCAUUCCAAAGAUGAGAUAUUUAACGGCAUGUACGUAACUUACUGUAGAAUAUGUAAAUCAACGAACACACUUUAGCAUAAUAUACACUCAUGUCAAGAUUUCAUGUUAGUAGAUACUACGUUUUGGUUAACUUUGGUAAAAGGUUAGUCUCUAUUUAAAAAGCUACUUUUUUAUUGGUAAAAUUUUGUAAUUUAAACAUAAAUCCAGUUAAGGUUUCAUAUCCAUUCUUGAGGUAUAUUGUCGACAAAAUACUACAUAAAACGUUAUGAAAAUGAUGGAAAUAUAUUUGGUCACGUGAUGCUCAUACAUUACAGACAUGUGCCCAGGUCUACCCCGCGUGAAAAAAAA